AUGUCAGCAAAAGAUCUAGGCAACCCUGAAGUUCUGGCGAAGAUCGACAGACUCCGGGAACUGAAUGUUGGCUCACUUAUCCAGCUACCUCAGCUUGUCGUUGUCGGUGAUCAGUCCUCGGGCAAGAGUUCUGUCCUGGAGAGCCUAACAGGGUUCUCAUUUCCUCGAGCCACAACGCUUUGUACUCGAUACGCUACCCAAAUCACGAGUCGCCGUGACCCCGCCAAGAGUGUCAGAGUCUCCAUAAUCCCUCGGCCUGAUGCAGAUGAUAAGCUGAAGAUGAGGUUGCUCGGGUUCCAACGAGAAUUCACCGAACUGAACAACGAGGAUUUAGUGGAGCUUUUCUACGCUGCCAAUGACACCAUGGGCAUCGCGUCCAAGAGUGAUGAUACCUCCGAAGCAUUCAGCCAAGACAUCCUGAAGAUCGAAAUUAAUGGCCCAGAAGAGAUCCACCUCACCGUUAUAGAUGUGCCGGGCAUCUUCCGAGUAGCCACGCCCGGGAUCACCAAAGAGACCGAUCCUGCUCUAGUAGAGAGCAUGGUGAAGUCAUACAUGAGGAAUAGCAGGACCGUCAUCUUGGCCGUCAUACCUUGUAACAUUGACGCUGCAACCCAAGAAAUCUUGAAGUUUGCUUCUGAAGCCGAUCCAAAAGGCAAUAGAACCAUGGGUGUGCUAACAAAGCCCGACUUGGUCAGUGAGGCCGCAACGAGAGAGACUGUGAUGGACUUGCUACAAGGGAGGCGGAGCAAGUUGAAACUCGGCUACUUUGUUGUGAAGAAUAGAAGUGCGGAUGAUAACACUUCUUCUUUCCAUCAACGAGCUGCUGCAGAGGCAGCAUUCUUUGCAGGAUAUCCUUGGGCUGACGCGACGGGCCGAUGUGGUGUCGCUGCUUUCAGAGAACGACUCCGCCAGCUACUUCUGGAUAUCUCGAACAAGGAAUUCCCUCACCUCAAGGCAGAAGUACAAAACCUCCUGCGAAGUCACAAGUCGGAGCUGCAGAUGAUAGGCUCUCCUCGUGCUGAUGAGGUCUCCCAGAGAAUGCAUCUUGGCAAGCUAGCUACACGUUUCCAGACGAUCGUUCGGGCGGCCUUGAGCGGCAACUAUGCCAGCGACAGGAUAUUUCACAACCGUCCUGAUCUCAAGCUAAUCACAAAGAUAAUGAAGUUGAACGAGACGUUUUCCGACACAUUCUGGCAUCGAGGCCACCAGCAUCAUUUCAGUGCUCAUUGGAGCGGUGAGGGCGACACCAGCUUUGGUCAGGAGUCGGCAUUUCCGCCCUUGGAGGUUGAUAUCUUCAAGUACGAUGAGCUAUGCGAUGUCAUAGAGCCAGAAGUCUACGAAUGUCCCAAGCCAUCACCUGGCACUAUCAGGAACAUGAUCCAGGAUGUCUAUGAAUCCAGUCGUGGCCCCGAGCUGGGAACUUACGGGGGGACGAUGCUUUGGACUGUAUUUGAGCAACAGUCGGAGAAAUGGGUGCCACUUGCGUUGUCGCAUAUUGGCCACAUCAUUUCGCUCCUGCACGACUUCAUCUCGUGCCUUCUUGACGAAAUAUGUCAAGAGAAACAAAUUAAAACUCAGAUAUGGGAAGAGCUCCUUGCAGAAAAGCUGAUCGACGCCUACCGAAAAGCUAUGGAACAAACCAGAUUCCUUCUCGAGCUUGAACGCGGUACUAUGCCCAGUACGCUCAACCACUACUUCAACGCCACACUCCAGAGGAAGCGCGCAGAGCGAAUCUCGCAUGAGUUAGAGGACAAACAAGUCUCCUUCAAUGGAAAAGGAGCAUAUAUUCCGGUUGACGCAGUCAAGAAGUGCGCAGCUGAUAAGGGUAAUGGGCAGCAUGUUUGCGAUGACUUGCUAGACAGCCUGGCCGCGUAUUACAAGGUCUCUCGGAAACGAUUUGUUGAUGUGCUGGAUCAGCAAGUAGUGUCACAUCUGCUUCUUAGUGGAGAGGGAAGUGCACUGCAAAUCUUUGGACCUGAGAUGGUAAUGGGUCUCGAUUGCAAUCAGCUACAGAGCAUUGCGAAGGAAGACGAGGAAUCUCGAAAACGGCGGCACCUUCUUGAGCGAGAAGUCGAAAGAUUAGAGGCAGCUCUGGUAGUUAUCAGAAGCUGA
Molecule: messenger RNA, 2112 nt
Organism: Fusarium poae
Lineage: Eukaryota; Fungi; Ascomycota; Sordariomycetes; Hypocreales; Nectriaceae
Exons: 7
Coding region: 1-2112 (703 amino acids)
Cellular component (GO): cytoplasm; microtubule; membrane
Molecular function (GO): microtubule binding; GTPase activity; GTP binding
Source: RefSeq, a predicted model, not a curated record